This is a messenger RNA of Synchiropus splendidus (mandarinfish), 2028 nucleotides long. It is a transcript of the gene cyp2u1, whose product is annotated as cytochrome P450 2U1. Gene Ontology annotation, molecular function: oxidoreductase activity, acting on paired donors, with incorporation or reduction of molecular oxygen, reduced flavin or flavoprotein as one donor, and incorporation of one atom of oxygen; heme binding; iron ion binding. The transcript is spliced from 5 exons. NCBI's taxonomy places the organism in Eukaryota, Metazoa, Chordata, Actinopteri, Syngnathiformes, Callionymidae. Gene Ontology annotation, biological process: xenobiotic metabolic process. Bases 70 to 1638 code for a protein of 522 amino acids. Gene Ontology annotation, cellular component: intracellular membrane-bounded organelle; cytoplasm. The record is from RefSeq and is a predicted model, not a curated record.
UGUGGAGUUUUGUUGACACCGCAAGUCACAGCAUGGGUCGACGUGACACCUGACUUCUGCUCAGCCACCAUGCUUCUGCCAUGGAACCCGAGCAGCUUGCAGGUGUUUAUGGUCGCUCUGCUCGUCUUCCUCCUCGUUUAUCACUCAGCGGUUUACUACCAGAGACGACUGAUGCUGAGCAACAUCCCGCCUGGUCCGCAGCCGCUUCCCGUCGUGGGCAACUUCGGUGCCUUGUUGGUUCCGUCCUUCAUCCUCAGGAGGGUCCGAAAAAUCCCCGACCGAGCCACGACACCGACCCAAGGCUUGGCGGAGCUGGCGCGCCUUUACGGAGACGUCUUCAGCCUGUUUGUGGGGAGUCAGCUGAUGGUGGUGCUGAACGGCUUCGACGUGAUAAAAGACGCUUUUUCAAACCAGCCUGACGUGUUUUCUGACAGGCCGGACAUCCCAGUCGUCUCCAUCAUGACCAAACGCAAAGGUAUCGUCUUUGCACCUUAUGGGCCUGUGUGGAGGAAACAUCGCAAGUUCUGUCACGCCACCCUGCGAAACUUUGGCUUUGGCAAGUUGAGCUUGGAGCCCUGCAUCCUUCAAGGAGUGACCACGGUGAAGCAAGAGCUCCUGCGCUUGAACCGGGAGUCGGAUGGCGCCGGCGUUGACUUGGCGGCGCUCAUCGGCAACGCUGUCUCCAACGUGAUCUGCUCGCUGACCCUGGGCCAGCGGUUCCAUCACGACGACUCCGAGUUCCGCACGCUGCUGGACCUGAUGGUGCGUGGACUGGAGAUCUGCGUCAACAGCCCCGCCGUGCUCAUCAACAUCUGCCCUCUGCUCUACCACCUCCCCUGCGGCGUCUUCAAGGAGCUGAGACAAGUGGAGCGAGACAUUACUCUGUUUCUUAAAAAGAUGAUCGCCACACACCGUGACACGUUAGAUCCUCAGCAGCCCAGGGAUCUGGUGGACAUGUACCUCAUGGAGAUGCAGUCACAAAAAGCGGCAGGAGAACAGGACGACAGCUUCACUGAAGACUACCUCUUUUACAUUAUUGGGGACUUGAUUAUCGCCGGCACAGAUACCACGACCAACUCUGUGCUGUGGGUCCUCCUUUACAUGGUCCUGCACCCUGAUGUCCAAGACCAGGUGCAGGCAGAAAUUGACAAAGUGGUGGGAAAGGAGCGCCCUCUGUCGCUGACAGAUCGGGGGAGUUUGCCCUACACGGAGGCGACGAUCAUGGAGGUCCAAAGACUGGCUGUCGCAGUCCCCCUGGGCAUCCCACACAUGGCCUCCAAGAAGACAGAGUUGCGGGGCUACGUAAUUCCUCAGGGGACCGUUGUCCUGCCAAACCUGUGGUCUGUCCACAGAGACCCCACCGUGUGGGAAGAGCCAGAUUCCUUCAACCCGACACGCUUCCUGGACGCCGAGGGAAAGCUGAUCAGGAAAGAGUCUUUCAUCCCGUUUGGCAUCGGACGCAGGGUUUGCAUGGGCGAACAGCUGGCCAAGAUGGAGCUGUUUUUGAUGGUCACCAACCUACUGCAGAGUUUCAGGCUCAGACUCCCAGACGGUUCGAUUCCGCCUCCUCUGCACGGGCGCUUCGGGCUGACGCUGGCGCCGUGCCCCUUCGCCGUCUGCGUCCGCCCACGCUGCUAAACACUCGUGGACCUUCAGGAUAAACAAACGUCUCUCACGCGGAGCUGGAAGUUCAGGUUUUAAUGCUGCUUAUUUAAAGGGAUUUAUCGCUCUCUCCUGCUUUAAAUCAACUUCAAACUAUUGAUCAGUGGACAGAAAUUGACAUUACAUUUAUUCACUGUUAAAUUUAAAAGAAGUGUUAAGAUGUAAUGUAAAUAUCAUUUUAAAACUCGUAUUAAUGCAUUUAAUAACGGAUUGUUCACUUCAGAUUAUAUUUUUUGUUCCGCCUUAUUAACACGUGAAACACUUGAUAAGUGUCAAACUACCCGACUAGCUCGGAUAUAAACCCCGUGAGGGGGUCUGUCAAUAUGUUUAAACAAUAAACGGCUCCACUACAGACUUGUUGACUUA